AAAAGUUAAAAUUUAGAAAGAAGCAGUUGGAUUGAAUCAUUUAACAUCUUGAAGCUGGCGUCUUCAGGCAGAGUUGUUAGUGUUAAUUAGCAGAAGUGGCCGCACCUGGAAUUAAAAGUGGCAGCAUCUGUCUGAGGAGGUUUUACUUUUCUGCUCAGGUAAGGUAAAAUUGUCCCUUUGUUGCUAAUAUGCGAGUACGGCACCAAGAUGACUUCCAGGUUUGGCCAGAAGAAAGUUGGAAGACAUCGGGAGUUCUCAGGCUCCAAUCUGCUCAGGGAGCCCAACUCUCUGAAUGAGCAUUCCCACAGUGGCUCCUGGUGGGCUGACAGGGAGGAGCACAGGGAGCAAGGAGACUUCCUCAGGGAGCAACUGAAGGAAAUGGAUGAGCACGUGGCCAGGCUUCAGGACAUGCUGAGAUGUGAACGGGCCAAACAGGAGGCUGAGCUGAGGCUUCGAGAGCAGCACACCAACAGACUGAAGCAGCGUCUGUCUCAGCUGACAGACAGACAGAAAGAAAAAGGACCCUCCAUAGAGGUGUUGAACUUUCUUCCUGGAGGUCGAGGCAAAAGAGAGCAACCAAUCAAAUCUCUCAGGUCUACUGCAAAACAAGAAGAAGCAAUACUGCGUCUGAUGCUGGAGCGCAGAGAAGCUGAGCUCAGGGAGGCGAUGAAAGUGCGCCACAGCCUCACCACUUUACUUCAUGCACUCAGAGUGGACAUGGAGCAUACACUGUCACACAUGGUGGAUGUUCAGGAUGAAGCCCAAACUGAAAACAAGACGCUGGAUCAAGGUGAGAGAGCGCUUGGUGACCAUGUGACAGGAGGUGUGGUUCAGAGUUGGAGGCAGUUGCAGAGGAGACUGAGUGACAUCCCAUCUGAAGGCAACACUGGCGCUGGUACCGACCAUGACAAGCUCCUGGCUCAACUAGAAACUGAACUGAAGGAGAGUCAACAGCUCGUCCGAUUACAACAGCAGCUGCUGCAGGACAGUCUUGCUACACCUGUCCCCUCUGAACUGGCUGAUUCCUACUUUUUGGAAGAGUGGGACCGUCUUCAGGUGCGCUGGGCAGAGCUCGACCACCAGAGGAGGACUUUUGAAAGGGAGAGGCAGUCCUUCACCGAUGCUGCCAUUCGGCUGAGCCAUGAGCGCCGUGAUUUUGAGCAACACAAGGCUUCCGUCCUGAAGCAGCAGUAUCUGUGUGACUCACCUCUGUCAGGUAAAGGAGCACCGAGCCACAACAGGACAGAGAGCACCGCUCUCAGUUUUGCGAGUUUGGGGCCCACAGGCGUAUCUGGCUGUCUUCCCAUCACGCCGUCCUCCACCGAGUCGGGGACAUCCGCUGUUUGUGGAUCACAUCAGGGAAGAGUUCAAACCCCCAGCACUCCUGAACUCUACUCUGCCCUCAAUCUGUCACACACCUGCAGAACCAGAGACCCUGAUCAUCAGUCAGAGUCAUGGGAUGCUGACAUGCACACCCGACAGGCUCCACAUUCAGACUGGUCAUUUUAAUGCAAUUUUGAUGAUUUUUGGUGAUUAAAAUUGUAUUGUACCUUAAAUCGUCAUUUUAAAAUAAUCAAUAAAGUUUUAUUAUAAUUUU
Molecule: messenger RNA, 1597 nt
Organism: Plectropomus leopardus (leopard coralgrouper)
Lineage: Eukaryota; Metazoa; Chordata; Actinopteri; Perciformes; Serranidae
Product: afadin- and alpha-actinin-binding protein
Biological process (GO): intraciliary transport involved in cilium assembly
Cellular component (GO): centriolar satellite; ciliary basal body
Source: RefSeq, a predicted model, not a curated record